Protopterus annectens (West African lungfish) is the source of this 1552-nucleotide messenger RNA. It is a transcript of the gene DMAP1, whose product is annotated as DNA methyltransferase 1 associated protein 1. Gene Ontology annotation, molecular function: transcription corepressor activity. Bases 437 to 1552 code for a protein of 371 amino acids. The record is from RefSeq and is a predicted model, not a curated record. NCBI's taxonomy places the organism in Eukaryota, Metazoa, Chordata, Ceratodontiformes, Protopteridae. The transcript is spliced from 9 exons. Gene Ontology annotation, cellular component: NuA4 histone acetyltransferase complex; nucleus; Swr1 complex. Gene Ontology annotation, biological process: chromatin remodeling; DNA repair; negative regulation of transcription by RNA polymerase II.
UUACGUACGCGUAAAAUUAACUGGUCCUUUAGUUUUAUGAAUCCUAUCCUGUUGUACGGUUUGGAUGAUUUCAUCGGGUUUUUCAGCUUGCGUAUAGUAAAAUUACAGGCACUGUUUUUUCUGCAACACACGUGCGCAUCUUGGUUUGAAAGGGAAAAUACAUACAGUAAUCUGUCAGAGCGGUGUUACGGUUUUUGUUUUGCAGACUUUUCUGAUGCUACACUGAGCGUGGCUGAAUAUAAAGAUGCUCCGAAAUCUUAGCGACUGCAUGAAGGAUUACCCUGGUCUAAAGCAGUUUGCUGCAUAGUUGACUGUUGGAGGUGAUUUGGUUUGCCUACAGCAUUUUAAUGGAAUAACUUCGGAAAUAUUAAUAAAGGAACAUUUUUGUGCCUCUGAGUUAUCAUUUCUAGUGCUUGGUCUGCACAAUCUAUACAAAAUGACAACCGGGGCAGAUGUACGGGAUAUUCUGGAGCUGGGAGGUACAGAUCCGGAAAACACUGGGAUAAUUAGUAAGAAGGAUAUCAUCAACUCGGAUAAGAAAAAAUCCAAGAAGUCAACUGAAACCUUGACCUUUAAAAGACCUGAAGGGAUGCACAGAGAAGUUUAUGCACUACUGUACUCAGACAAGAAGGAUACUCCUCCCUUGUUACCUAGUGAUACAACACAGGGCUAUCAGACAGUGAAAGCCAAACUUGGUUGCAAGAAAGUGCGACCCUGGAAAUGGAUGCCUUUUUCUAACCCUGCCAGGAAGGAUGGUGCUAUCUUUUACCACUGGAGACGUGUUGCUGAUGAAGGAAAAGACUAUCCAUUCGCCCGAUUCAAUAAAACUGUCCAGGUACCUGUGUAUUCAGAGCAGGAGUAUCAGAUGUAUCUUCAUGAUGAUGGAUGGACCAAAGCUGAGACAGAUCAUCUCUUUGACCUGUGCCGACGGUUUGAUCUUCGGUUCAUCGUUAUUCAUGACCGUUAUGACCACCAGCAGUUCCGGAAACGUUCUGUGGAAGACCUGAAGGAGAGAUACUACAACAUCUGUGCCAGAUUAGCCCGGAUCCGUUCGACACCUGGAUCUGAUCUCAAAAUUCCUGUAUUUGAUGCUGGACAUGAGAGGAGAAGAAAAGAACAAUUAGAGAGACUUUACAGUAGAACACCUGAACAGGUGUCAGAAGAAGAGUAUCUAAUCCAGGAGCUAAGGAAAAUUGAAUCCCGCAAGAAAGAGAGGGAGAAGAAAGCACAGGAUCUACAGAAGCUCAUCACAGCUGCUGACACCACAACUGAAAUGCGCCGGGCAGAAAGGAAAGCCACUAAAAAAAAGCUACCCCAGAAGAAGGAGCUAGAAAAACCAACUGUUCCUGAGACAGCAGGCAUCAAGUUUCCAGAUUUCAAAUCAUCAGGGGUCACACUGAGAAGCCAGAGGUUUGACAACACAUCUGCAGUAGGCUAUGAACUGUAUAUUGAUUGUGAAAUACUAACUGGAGUUGUUACUAAGAAAUAUUUUGAUUUCUUGAAUUUAAUGACAUUGUUUUGUACUAUUUGUUUAGUGAAUGAUUAUUGUUAA